GGCCCGACUCACCUCACUGCUCACCAUCUGAGAGCUUUCAGAUGAUCACUGCGGAAAGGUCUCCGCAUCCAUAAACCUUAAUCUGAAAAUGACUGGAAGUGGCCGGCGAAGCGCUCGGAGCCGAAUCAAAUCCUCCACAGACAGCGGCGAUGAUCGCUCUCUCCGUAUCGAAAAACCAAUACCCCAUCCCCAAUAUCGAAGGGACAGAAGCAGAGACCACAGUCUCAUUCGUAUCCCAAGCGUCAAUCUCAAAGCUCUUCUAGGGUUCGGCAUCGUCCUGUUUCUGCUCGUCUUGUUUCUGAUUCACCAUCUUAUUAAUCCCGUCGAAGGACCUCAGACGCCCAGGGUCGUCACCCCUUUCCCUGCCCCAAAAAUCAUGGAUCUUCCUCAGUUUCAAGGUGGGCACAAGGAGAGCUUGUAUUGGGGAACUUAUCGCCCUAAUGUUUAUCUCGGGAUUCGUGCAAGGACUCCCCAGUCUUUGGUUGCUGGAUUGAUGUGGACUGGUGUCAAGGAUGGAAGAUUUUCCAUGCGUCAUGUCUGUCAAGAUGCAGACGAGUUGAAGAAAUACGGUUGGAUGCGUCACAAUGGCCGGGACUAUGGACAUCAGGAGCUAGUUGACCAAGAUAUGACCUUGAUGACAAGUUUUUUUAAAUCCAAAGAGGAUGGCAGUGGCUAUGGAGGGGACUGGACAGUUCGAAUUGAUGUGCGAAAUGAGAAUUCCAAACUUAGUGAGGACUUGCAGCAAACUGCCCACCUUUUCUUUUAUCUCGCUGAUGAAGAUAGGAAUGCUUUAAGUCUGAGUCGAGAUCUCUUGGACAUUCAUGAUAAUUCUCUCCUAGCUUUCGGAUCACGAAAAGACAUUGGCAGUUGGCAUCUACAUUUAGCAUCAAUGGAUGAUUUGGAAGUCCAUUAUUCUGGCUUCAAGACACCUCAUAUACACAAUCUAUCAGAUCUUGUCCAGCAAAAUCUUGGAGCCCAAGUGAGAAAGUUUGGUCGUUUGCAGCUCUCAGACACAUCCGAUGAUUCUUCAAACAUUUUAGUAUUUCAGAUAUCAGGUAGCAUUCCUUUCAGAGCCGACAUAGCUUUUGUAUCUGGAACUGACUUAGGAGGAAAUUCAAGACUUAAAGACCGUCUCAACAGCCUUACAGGUACCUUACUGACUACUCGGCUAGAUGAGAAGGAAAGAGAAUUUGAUGAAAAAUUCAAAAAUUCAUUUUCUCUGACCGAUGAGCUUGAUUUUGAGUCCAUUUCCAUUGGUAAGGCUGCUGUUGCCAAUUUGAUGGGUGGAAUUGGCUACUUCUAUGGCCAGUCAAAAAUCUCAUUACCAAAGACCUCUGAUUUUAAAAGUGGUGAAAGAUAUAUUUCUUACUGGCCAGCUGAACUUUAUACAGCUGUUCCCAGCCGACCAUUCUUUCCCAGGGGGUUUUUAUGGGAUGAAGGUUUCCAUCAACUACUGAUCUGGCGUUGGGAUAUACAAAUAUGCUUGGAUAUUGUUGGACAUUGGUUAGACUUGAUGAAUGUCGAAGGAUGGAUUCCACGUGAACAAAUUUUGGGUGCUGAAGCUUUAAGUAAGGUCCCUGAGGAAUUUGUUCUUCAGCAUCCAACAAAUGGAAAUCCUCCAACUCUAUUUUUGGUUCUACGUGAUUUAGUUUUUGGCAUGAAGAAAAAUAAGUUUACAGCUGCUGAGAGGGAUCAAAUUUCUUCCUUCCUUGAACGGGCUUUUGUCCGUCUUGAAGCAUGGUUUCAAUGGUUUAAUACUACGCAAUCAGGUAUGGCCACGAGUAGCUAUUUUUGGCAUGGAAGAGACAAUACAACUACCCGAGAAUUAAAUCCCAAGACACUCUCCUCUGGGUUCGAUGACUACCCACGUGCAUCACAUCCAGGUGAUGAAGAACGUCACUUGGAUCUUAGAUGUUGGAUGCUUCUUGCUGCAGAUUGCAUGUAUUCCAUCUCAAAGCUUCUUAGGAAGGAAAAAGAACUGGGAAAGGAGUAUGGUUCAACAGCCAAGCUACUCUCAGAUUUUGCCAUUCUAAACCAGAUGCACUUUGAUGAUGCAUAUGGAGCUUAUUUUGAUUUUGGAAAUCACACAGAAAAGGUUCGUUUGAGUUGGCAAGUAGUAGGGGGAACCAACCAUUAUGCAAGUCGAGAGCUAGUCCGGGAAGUUUUAGAGAGGCCGAGGUUGAGGUUUGUUCCUCAUAUUGGCUAUGUCAGCCUUUUCCCAUUUAUGUGGAGGAUUCUUCCGCCUGAUUCAUUGAUUCUAGAAAAACAGUUGGAUCUCAUUUCGAACCGGAGCAUUUUAUGGACUGACUAUGGACUGCGUUCUCUUUCCAAAACAAGCUCAAUGUAUAUGAAACGCAACACGGAGCAUGACCCACCUUAUUGGAGAGGUCCUAUUUGGAUGAACAUGAACUACUUGAUUCUUUCCUCACUUCACCAUUACUCAAAAGGAAAUGGACCAUACAAAGACAAAGCCAAGACCAUGUACAGUGAUUUGAGGAGCAAUUUAAUUAGAAAUAUUGUGCGGAAUUAUCAGCAGACGGGGUAUUUUUGGGAGCAGUAUGAUCAGAAGAAGGGGAAAGGAAAAGGUGCACGUGUAUUUACUGGGUGGACAUCACUUGUCUUGUUGAUCAUGGCUGAAGCUUAUAGUGAAUGGUAGGACUAGUCAUUUUUCUGAUUUUUCAAGAAAAGAAAUGGCAAGAUCAAGAGGAAUUACAACUGGUAAUUUAUUGUCCAAGGAAGGAAAUAGGAAAGAGGAGAGAGUAUGUGCAAUAGAGGACGAUCUUAACCGUGAUAACAGCCGAUACUUUCUUUUACUAGAGGGAAGAGUAAAACAGACAAAUCGUCCUAUUUGCAGUUUCGUACUGUAUUAAUCUCCCAUUGAAAUAAGCACUUGUGUUGCAAAUGGAGUACAUUUUUAUAGACAUUUAAAUUUGUAUUC
Messenger RNA from Rhododendron vialii, 2938 nucleotides. RefSeq names its product mannosyl-oligosaccharide glucosidase GCS1-like. The coding region runs from base 89 to 2656 and encodes 855 amino acids. Gene Ontology annotation, cellular component: endoplasmic reticulum membrane. The transcript is spliced from 22 exons. Gene Ontology annotation, biological process: oligosaccharide metabolic process; protein N-linked glycosylation. NCBI's taxonomy places the organism in Eukaryota, Viridiplantae, Streptophyta, Magnoliopsida, Ericales, Ericaceae. Gene Ontology annotation, molecular function: Glc3Man9GlcNAc2 oligosaccharide glucosidase activity. The record is from RefSeq and is a predicted model, not a curated record.